Molecule: messenger RNA, 390 nt
Organism: Terrapene triunguis (Three-toed box turtle)
Lineage: Eukaryota; Metazoa; Chordata; Testudines; Emydidae
Product: olfactory receptor 4Q2-like
Exons: 1
Biological process (GO): G protein-coupled receptor signaling pathway
Cellular component (GO): membrane
Molecular function (GO): olfactory receptor activity
Source: RefSeq, a predicted model, not a curated record
UUCCCGGUGGUCAAGCUGGCCUGUGCGGACACGUACGUCAUCGAGACAGUGACCUUCACCAACACUGGCAUGGUGCCCACAACCUGCUUCCUCCUCAUCCUCGCCUCCUACAUCCGCAUAGUCUACUCUGUCCUGAAGAUGAACUCAGCCGAAGGGCGGCGCAAAGCAGUCUCCACUUGUGCCUCACAUCUGGCCGUGGUGACGCUGUUCUUUGGGCCCAGUACCCUGGUCUACACGCAGCCCCAGCUGAGCAAAGUGCUGGUGACCCCUGUGCAGAUCUUCAGCAAUGUGGUCACGCCCAUGCUGAACCCGGCCAUCUACACGCUGAGGAACAAGGAGGUGAAAGCGGCUCUGAGAAAACUGAGAGGGGGUCAAACGCCUGCACGUUGA